Acipenser ruthenus (sterlet) is the source of this 2192-nucleotide messenger RNA. RefSeq names its product eukaryotic elongation factor, selenocysteine-tRNA-specific (gene eefsec). The transcript has 7 exons. Gene Ontology annotation, molecular function: GTPase activity; GTP binding; translation elongation factor activity. NCBI's taxonomy places the organism in Eukaryota, Metazoa, Chordata, Actinopteri, Acipenseriformes, Acipenseridae. The record is from RefSeq and is a predicted model, not a curated record. Bases 280 to 2061 code for a protein of 593 amino acids. Gene Ontology annotation, biological process: selenocysteine incorporation.
CACAACUGAGUCGCCCCGUCUCGUUUACAGUGUUAUGAAAAUGCACACACAGCAUUACAGCAUGCAAUAAACUCAUCAGCGGAACCAAUACCAAAGGGCUGUCAUUAUCCACCGCGAGAAGGUGAAUCGCUGUUACACAGGAACUGCCGCUUGGUGUUUUGCAAGUAUUUGCAGUGCAUUGUUUUUUUUUUCAGUAGUAUCGUUGGUUUGCUGGUUGACAGACUGAGCUGAGAAGCUCCCCCGUGCAGCGCUUCUGCAAAUCGCAAUUCAGUUCCGGUCAUGGCCAACGCAGGUGGUGUUCAAACUAGUAGCACACUGAAUUUCAACAUCGGGGUACUGGGGCACAUUGACAGCGGCAAAACCUCGCUAGCGAAGGCGCUGAGCACCACAGCUUCCACCGCAGCCUUUGAUAAAAACCCGCAGUCCAAAGAGAGGGGUAUUACUCUGGACUUGGGCUUCUCCUCGUUCACCGUGGAUCUCCCGAUCCAUCUCAAGGAGCAAUGCGGGCAGGCGGGCUACGAGCGGCUGCAGUUUACCCUGGUGGACUGCCCUGGGCAUGCGUCUCUUAUUCGCACCAUCAUUGGAGGUGCCCAGAUCAUUGACCUGAUGCUGCUGGUGGUGGACGUGAUGAAGGGGGUGCAGACCCAGACGGCGGAGUGCCUGGUGAUCGGGGAGAUGGCCUGCCCGCGCAUGGUGGUCGUCCUCAACAAGACUGACCUGCUGCCAGCGGCCAAGAGGCAGGGAGCCAUCGACAAGAUGAGCAAGAGACUGCACAAGACACUGGAGAACACCAGGUUCCAUGGCUGUCCCAUCAUCCCGGUGGCUGCGAAGCCUGGGGGUCCUGAGGCUCCUGACACAGAGGUGGCCCAGGGGGUGCCUGAACUGAUUGAGCUGCUAAAGGCCCAGACCUACCUCCCUCGCAGAGACCCCUCAGGGCCCUUCCUGAUGGCUGUGGAUCACUGCUUCUCAAUCCGGGGCCAGGGGACUGUGAUGACAGGCACUGUGCUGCAGGGGGCAGUCUCCAUCAACGACAGCAUUGAGAUUCCUGCACUCAAGGUGACCCGCAAGGUGAAGUCCAUGCAGAUGUUCCACAAGGCGGUUAGCUCGGCCAUGCAGGGGGACCGUGUGGGGGUGUGCGUGACCCAAUUUGACCCCAAGCAGCUGGAGAGGGGGCUGGUGUGCACCCCUGAAUCGCUCCGCACCAUCUACGCAGCCGUCAUCUCUGUCAGAAAGAUAGCCUACUUCAAGGGAGCGCUGCACACCAAGAGCAAGUUUCACAUCACUGUGGGGCACGAGACCGUCAUGGGGCGGGUCACUUUCUUCAGACACGCCCCCUCGGAACCCCGCACAGAGCCAGACCCCGCCCCCUCCGCUGGGGAGGACCCCGCCCCUUUUCAGUUUGAGAGGGAGUAUCUCUACCAAGAGGAGUACCUGAUUGGCCAGCCCAGGCAGGAGGGCGGGGACAGCGACGGGAAACCCGCCGCCCCCAAGCAGCAGGACGAGAAGCAGUGGGCCCUGUUGGAGUUUGAGAAGCCGGUCACAUGCCCCCGGCUCUGCCUGGUGAUUGGCUCCAAGCUGGACACGGAUAUCCACAGCAACACCUGCCGGCUGGCCUUCCACGGAGUGCUGCUGGAGGGCUUUGAGGAAAAGAACUACCCUGAGUGCUCUCUGCCUCGGCUCCGAGUCUACAAGAGCAAGCACAAGGAGGGUCAGGUGGAGAGGGUGGCAGACGACUACACUGUGAUUGGACGAAACCUUUUCAAGAAGGAGACCAACAUCCAGCUGUUCGUGGGGUUAAAGGUCACACUGUCGACAGGGGAGCGCGGGGUCAUCGAGGGGGGCUUCGGGCAGAGCGGCAAGAUGAAGAUCCGAAUCCCAGAGGGGCUGAGUGCUGAAACCAAGCUGCUGCUCUCUGCCACGUCGCGGAAGAAACCAAAAGGAGGGAGCAAGGGGGAGCCGGCCAAAGAGGAAGAGCCCAAGACAGACUCCCAGCCAAUCAGCAUCCAGAUGUCCUUCAAGAGAUACGUGUUCGACCCCCACAAGAAAAUGGUGCAGUCCUGAUGGGACAGUUUAUUGGGGCCGUGUCUUAAUCUGAACACUCUCCGUACCCCCCCCCCCCCUUCCCUUCGCUGUCAAGCCUGAAGACCCCUGUACCGGAUAGAGGAGAUGUAAACGUGUCAUAGGGUAGGGUA